AUGUUCUUCACCGAACCAAAAAACUUUUACGAAGCUAUCAAACCACUCAGUUACUUCAACUGGUUCGUAGGUUUAGGCGUUUUCCGAAAGCCGAAUCAGAGCAACCUGUCGUUUUUGUACAUGCGACUACAGAUGGUGAUUUUUAAUCUGAUAAACUGGACUAUGGUUUACACUGGUUUAAUCAUAGUCAUCCAAACUGAAGAUACUAACAACGAUGGGCCGCCGAUGGCUCGAACAAUGUACCGAGUACUGAUUUGUGCUAAUUCUUGUCUCGUCGUUCUCGCUCCUCUUUCAGCAUGGCUCCAGCUAAAGGAAGUGAAGCGUGUAAUAAUACAGAUGGAAAGUUUGGAUGUCACGUUGCAAACUACCCUUGGGAUUAAAACCAAUUACAAAGGAAUCUACAUUCGUCUAAAUUGUGAAGUAAUUGUCGGCGUUCUAUUCAUGUUCGCCGUCAGCACUGUGGAUUUUCUCGUGAGCCCGAGUUAUGGUCAGUCACUGAUGACUGUUCUGAGUGUUUCGGCAACACAGCAUCAACCAAUAAUAGCUAUUUUUUUGCUGGGUUUGAACUUCUGCACCUCCUUAAGAUACGUGAAAAGCAAAUUUCGAGAUUUGAAUAACGGUCUGCAGGAAUUGGCAGCUGGACAAUCUGCCACUUCUUGCUAUUCUAGUGAAAAACUAUUUGUCACAUCUCAGAAUAUUGCGAACACCAUACCCAUAGGUGGGAAAAAGGUGCAAGUUAAAAGCUUGAAAAACGACCAGCUUCGAUUACUACGAGAGAUUCGAAAAAUUCACUGGGAGCUGAGCAAGUUGGCUAUAAAGAUAAACAGCGUGUACGGGGUACAAAACUUAAUCACCAUGGGAUUGUCAUUUGUAAUGAUCACUGGAUUACUGUACACUAUUUACUGUACAGUUAUGUGGGAAAGUGCAACAAUCGAAACGUUCCGGAACAUAAUCCCGUCGACGACGUGGGCUAUCAUUUAUGCUUUUCAAAUUGUGAUUAUCAGUCAUUCAUGUUGGAGCACCACCAACGAGGCUCAGCGAACUGGCGAAGUUAUCUAUGAAUUCUUCAUACCAAAACUACAAGAUGAAAAUAUGCAGAAAGAGAUUCAAGAAUUUUCAGUACAGAUGCUUCAGAAUCCGGUACGGUUCAAUGCCUGCGGAUUCUUCGAUAUGGAUUACACUUAUAUUCAAGGUGUGAUUGGAUCGGUGACGACAUACCUAGUAAUCCUCAUCCAGAUGAGUCAGCUAUCGCAAUCCAGUACUUCCAAUCCACCUGCAAACGAAACUGGAGGUUGAGAAAAUUAAUGUCUACAAUUUAAUACUAUUAACUCACAGCUGAUUACUUCCACUUGUUACAUCCGUUAUUGAGUAUCGAUCUUAGUUGGGUUCUUUCGCUCUUAAAUUAGCUACAACUGAAGGUUUGUUGUGAUUCGAUAUGAUCUUGAUUUAGUCGAAAUGUUGUAGGAUAUUGAUUGAUGGUUA
Neodiprion fabricii is the source of this 1482-nucleotide messenger RNA. RefSeq names its product putative gustatory receptor 28b. The coding region runs from base 1 to 1296 and encodes 431 amino acids. The record is from RefSeq and is a predicted model, not a curated record. Lineage: Eukaryota; Metazoa; Arthropoda; Insecta; Hymenoptera; Diprionidae. Gene Ontology annotation, cellular component: membrane; dendrite; axon. The transcript has 7 exons. Gene Ontology annotation, biological process: sensory perception of taste.